GAAAACAUUUUAAAAUCUGAAAGGAACUUGGGAAGUUUACUUUGGAGGAAAUUUGAUGAAACAAUUAAAAAAUUGCAAUUUUUGAAAGUUACGAGCAUUUUUUGGAAAUAUUUUAUACACAAUCAAUUGUCCACCAUAAAAAUAAUUUCUUCGGAAUCGAAACCAAUUCAUUCCUAUUCAGAAUUUUACCAGAAAUCGAUGUUAUGCUUAAAAAACCCGGUUUUCAAAACUUCAAAGAAUUUCAGUUAUUUAUUUAUAAACAGCAAAUGUUAAAAAAAAAUAAUUCUGUGCAAAACGGAAUUUGAAUGACGUUGAACAUCCAUGAUUUUCUUAAAAUCUUUCUCACGCAAUUUAACUGACAAAUUUGAUGAUUGAACCUGUAAAAGAUACUUGGACAUCCUCAAUGCGGUUUUCUUGGGGGAUUUUUUAAUGCUGCUUGAGGGAUAUCUACUUACACAUUCUGAUGACUCCAUCUUUGAAUUUUCAUGGCGAAAAUCUGUCAAGUGAACAUCGCUCUAACCCUGAAAUAAAUAUCACUCGAUUGACCACAAUUACCAAAUCAAUGCAUUCAUUUAAAUUCCCUGCAAUUUUGAUUCACUCCUGACAUGAUUCCCAGUCGUCCGAGGAUUUUGUCGCUGACUGCAAAUCAAUACGUCUCUAUAGCCACGAUAAAUCGGGUUCAAGAAUACAAGGAUUCUUUGAAGACAAAGGCUGAGCAGCUCCUCCUGAAGGGAUUCCCUGAGAAAAUUGUCAAGCUCAAUGAACUCCUGGAGAGCCCGAACUUCUGCAAUCGAAAUUUGACUGAGGUUCACCAGGAGCUCAAUGUACCCAUUCCAGAUCCAAUCGCUAUCAAUCAUUCCGAAGAUGGACACCGGCACAAGAGGAUUAAGCUAGAACCAGUGGAAAAUAGUGCUGAUGAUGCGUCGGGUACGGAAGUCUUGGCUUUGCCCACUGGACCGAUACCCUGCAACAAACCACUUUGUGAUAUCGUUCGCAUAGUUAAACCGUAUAUUAUCCAACUACUAGAAGACUCCAAUUUGUUGAAAAUGUGGAUUUCCUUCAUGAUCCCCAAAAUCGAGGAUGGUAACAAUUUCGGUGUUUCAAUCCAAGAGGACACCCUAGCUGAAAUUCAAUCAGUUGAGAGUGAAGCUGCUGCAUUCUUCGAUCAAAUCUCUAGGUACUUCGUGUCGAGAGGGAAAAUCCUCAGUAAAGUCGCUAAAUACCCACACAUCCUGGACUACAGACGAGCAGUCCAAGAGAUGGAUGAGAAGGAAUACACCAGUCUCUGGCUGGUGAUGAGUGAAGUACGCAACCGUUACUGCUCCCUUCACGACUUGGUCAUCAAAAACCUCGAGAAGAUCAAACGACCCCGGUCGUCCAACGCCGAAUCUUUGUACUAACAAUCUCCCCCAAUUGUUUGCUUAACUACUGUGGUGACAGUGGAGGCGACUCGUCGAAGUCCAGAGCCAUCAUCCAGACCUUCAUGUGACGCUGAAUGCUGUUGACAAACUCAUACGUUCCAAUCUUGUAAAAACGUCUUUGAAUAAUCUUCAUUCUUAUUCGAACUUCUCUUUUCAUCCAUUCAAACCAUUUUAUUUAUUACGUUAUGCUACAACUGCUUCGUUAAGAUUCAAUUCUUCUUCACUUUACCUAGGAACGUAUUCAGCAUCUCUUAUCAAAAUAUACAUCACCGGUUCAAUUGUCAGCCCUCCAGACUACUGUAUAGGCAUCCAAAUACUAAAAUCAAUGCAUUGAAAUUUAAUAUCAGUUGUAGUUCCAUCGAAUUUUGAAUAAAUCAUUGGUUUAAGGUUUUCUGUACUGUAAAACUCCUGCUUAUAUAUUUAUUUUCAUCAUACCCUGAGAGGAGUCAAAAUCAACAAGUGAAAAUUGUAUGAAUUGUUCUACUCGAACAUAAAAAAUUUCCAUACAUGAAUAAUAAAGGUAAUUUAUACCCGA
Messenger RNA from Diachasma alloeum, 1956 nucleotides. RefSeq names its product proteasome activator complex subunit 3 (gene REG). Gene Ontology annotation, molecular function: endopeptidase activator activity. The record is from RefSeq and is a predicted model, not a curated record. NCBI's taxonomy places the organism in Eukaryota, Metazoa, Arthropoda, Insecta, Hymenoptera, Braconidae. The transcript is spliced from 4 exons. Bases 606 to 1400 code for a protein of 264 amino acids. Gene Ontology annotation, cellular component: proteasome activator complex; cytoplasm; nucleoplasm. Gene Ontology annotation, biological process: regulation of G1/S transition of mitotic cell cycle; regulation of proteasomal protein catabolic process; positive regulation of endopeptidase activity.